AGGCUCAGCAGCCACAGACCGUCAGCAGAAUCAGCAGUCACCAUGAACACCUCACUAGCACUGAUUGUCUCUUUGAUGGUGGUGGCCACCGUGUCAGCCGGCUCGGCACCGACACAAGACAGCCGCCAGGGCCGCCUGCUGCUGCUGCUCGGCAAGAAGAAGCUGCUGGCCGCCGCGCCGCUGCUCGCCAAGGGCGGCGCCGUCAAGGCGAUCGCCGCCAAGGGCGCCACCGUGGGCAAACUCAAGGGUCUGGGCGGCGUGGCCGGUGUGGCUGGUGUGGCCGGCGCCGCUCAGCCCGGCUACGUGGUGGCCCAGCGCCCGCAGCCGGUGUACGUGCAGCAGCCGACCGUGGUGGCCGUGCAGCAGCCUCAGCAGCCUGUGUACGUGAAACAGCCGACCGUGGUGGCCGUGCAGCAGCAGCAGCCUGUGUACGUGCAGCAGAGCCAUCCGACGUACGUGCAGCAGAGCCAGCCUGUGUACGUGCAGCAGAGCCACCCGACGUACGUGCAGCAGAGUCAAUAUGGCCGCUAGAUAAUCAGGCUGACCCGCUGACAGUGGGACCAGCUGCUGACAGCUGGGGACAAUAUCUGGUAACUGCACUGUCAAUUUUGGGCAGCUGUAGAUUUUUGAACAUAUUUUUGAAAUCGUUUAUCUCUGUUUUCGUGCUUUCAGUGAUGUUCUAACUGAGAAUGUGAUGUCAAUGUUUUGUUUCAUUCAUCAAUAUUGCUCAGUUACUGUGUUACGCACUCAAUGGAAAAUACAUUUGUUGUUGGAAUCA
Messenger RNA from Amphibalanus amphitrite, 778 nucleotides. RefSeq lists its product as uncharacterized. The transcript has 2 exons. NCBI's taxonomy places the organism in Eukaryota, Metazoa, Arthropoda, Thecostraca, Balanomorpha, Balanidae. Bases 43 to 531 code for a protein of 162 amino acids. The record is from RefSeq and is a predicted model, not a curated record.